GGCCGGCGCAGUGGGUUGUUUCCGGGUUCGAGGGAGUAUUGUUGGUGGAGUCUUCCUGGGUGCUCCAUUAUAUUUCGCUUAUUCCAGUUUCCUCGUUUUAGACCCUUCCAAAAUGAACCGCUUCUUUGGCAAGUCGAAGCCUAAGGCGCCGCCUCCGAAUCUGACGGACUGUAUUGGCACGGUGGAUAGCAGAGCAGAGUCUAUUGACAAGAAAAUUUCUAGGCUUGAUGCAGAACUGGUGAAAUAUAAAGAUCAAAUGAAGAAAAUGAGGGAGGGGCCUGCAAAGAACAUGGUGAAGCAGAAAGCCCUGAGAGUGUUAAAACAGAAGCGAAUGUAUGAAAACCAACGAGAUAACCUCGCCCAGCAGUCUUUCAAUAUGGAGCAAGCAAAUUAUACCAUCCAGUCUCUGAAAGAUACAAAAACAACGGUUGAUGCCAUGAAACUGGGAGCAAAGGAAAUGAAAAAGGCUUACAAACAAGUAAAAAUUGAUCAGAUUGAGGACUUGCAAGACCAGCUAGAAGAUAUGAUGGAAGAUGCUAGUGAAAUUCAGGAAGCAUUGGGUCGUAGCUAUGGAACUCCAGAAAUUGAUGAAGAUGACUUGGAAGCAGAACUGGAGGCACUAGGUGAUGAACUUCUCGCUGAUGAGGAUAGCUCCUAUCUGGAUGAAGCUGCAUCUGUUCCAUCAAUUCCAGAAGGCACACCAACUGAAGCAAAAAACAAAGAUGGUGUCCUUGUGGAUGAAUUUGGGUUGCCACAGAUCCCUGCAACCUAACUCCUCUAAUUCAGUGGGAAUGCUGUUUUUCCUCUUACCAACUUCUUUACAAGAACACUUCAAGUGGUGAAGAUGUAACUUUCCAGCACCACUCAAUAUCACUACAUUAUGGAAUGUGAAGUGAAUGCUGAGUGAUAAAUUCCCUUCCUUUUGAAGACAUUUUAUUAUUAGCUUUUCUAUUAACAGCAAGAAAUUGGCACUGCUCUUUCCUUCGGCGGUAUCCAUUUACAAGAUUGGAAAUUUGGCUUCAUCACUCUGGCAGUGUUAUAGUAUUGUUAUGAAAAAUAUUUGGGGCUAUAUAUAGUUUUCUUUGAUUUAUAUUUCUCUGAACUACAAAGGGUAGUUGUGAUGGUAUUUCUUACAUUAACUUUAUUGUGCUUGCCUUCAUCAUACUUAUUUUCUAAUAUAACUUAAUUUUUUUCCUUUAUUGCUAGUAUAUUUGCUAUAUAGCCCUUAAGUGUAGCUGUGUAACAAAUAAAUGCAACGGGGAUUACUUUGUAUAAUUCAUUUUGACAUAAAUUAUGUACCAUGUAGGGUAGCUUGAUCCUAUUGUAUUAUUUUUCCUUUUAAAGGAGCAGUUCCUUUUGUCUCAGUUACUGUUAUAUACCAAGAUAGCAACUUUUAAAACAUGAUUGGUUUCCAACUUGCAAA
Rhineura floridana is the source of this 1423-nucleotide messenger RNA. It is a transcript of the gene CHMP5, whose product is annotated as charged multivesicular body protein 5. Gene Ontology annotation, cellular component: multivesicular body. The record is from RefSeq and is a predicted model, not a curated record. The transcript has 8 exons. Lineage: Eukaryota; Metazoa; Chordata; Lepidosauria; Squamata; Rhineuridae. Bases 113 to 772 code for a protein of 219 amino acids. Gene Ontology annotation, biological process: vesicle budding from membrane; late endosome to vacuole transport via multivesicular body sorting pathway.